CCGCAGGUUAAAUCUAACAUAGUGCUGAUGGCAAUGGCAACACAGGGCGAGUCAGUGAAAACUCGCCUUUGCCGCUAUCGACAUCCAUGUGCUGAUGAUUGCCGCUCAAAGGAAGCGUGCGAAAUCCAAACGUGGUUGUGACUGGGUCCCUUCCUCAUGCCAGAAGGUGGUUGUGCUUAUUCUCGCAACAGCCAAUUUGCUGGUUUGCUUUGCGACGUUUAGCUACCUCCAGCAGUUUUGGGAGGAUGCUCCCCAUUCACACCCGGAAGAACAAGAAUUCAGUCACAUUGAUUUCUCAAAACUUUAUGAUGUACCUCCAGGACAUGCAGCGCAAGAUCCCACACGGGCCAUGGAAGCAACCGAAGAUGCGGCCCACAAGCCAACGAGGUCAGACAGCCCAGUGGACGCGUCGGACAGCUUAGAGGUUCAAGCUCUGAACACCGUGGAUUCUGCGAGGGAUGGAGCUGUUCCUUCUCGACCAAAAAUGUGUCCCAUUUGCGGGAACAAAGUCGUUGGUCCUUUGCCAACUUCUCUCAAAGGACAAGCUCAGAGCUGCGACUGGAAGGAGUCGCCAAAUGCCUUUCUCUCUGACACAGUUGGCAUCACUGGCCCAACCAGGCUGGAAGAGGCAAAAGAAAUGUGCGUGCAGUUUGGCCCAGCCUGCGGUGGGGUCACAUGCGCUCGUCCUGCGCAAGGAGUCAAUGAGGCUUCUGCUUGUAGUUGCAGAGCCUCAAAGGAUCCUCGCGUCUCGCCAACCAAAGAAGUGUCGUACAUCAAAGAUUGCAAGUUCGAGGUCAACAAUUGUGAGGAGGAGAUCGCUAAGAUGGCGUCUCACAGCCCCUUUGCCAAAGAUUUGCAUGGGACUCCAAUUGUGAUCCUUGCACACAAUCGUGAGGCAGAAUUAAGGUCUUGCCUUGGAUCGCUGCUGGCGAUGCCUGAGGUUGCGCUUUUCCGACUCCAUGUCUCUUUGGAUGAUCCGGCCGCCUUCACCAUGAUGGAGGGGUGCGUCAAACGAGAAGCAGCUGCUCACAAAAAGCACAUCGACAUUUGGAAGGCGACUGCACAAGUAGCAGAUCCCGCCCAGCACAACCAGGAAACGCUGAAGUGGUUUCAGACGAAUACGGGGAAAAUUGCCCACCACUACUGGCAAGUGUUUGAGAGGGCUUUCAUGGAGGAGAUGUUUGAGAGAGUCAUUUUUGUUGAAGAAGAUCUUCUUUUCUCACCAGACUUUUUAGCCCUUUUUCGAAGUACAGCAGGAUUGUUGGACAAGGAUCCAAGCCUUUGGUGCAUCAGUGCAUGGAACGACUUUGGCUUCAAGGGAACUGCAGUGGACCCGUGCCGAUUGCACCGUACCACAUACUUCCCAGGUCUCGGCUUUUUGUUGACUCGAAAAGCUUGGCUCCAGAUUCGGCAGGACUGGCCUACUGCACCUACCAUGGGCUGGGACUAUUGGAUGAGAGUCGAAUUCCGCACUGCAGACAAGGAAUGUAUCAUCCCAGAGGUCUCCAGAAGCCAUCAUGCUGCUGCCAAGGGAUCUUCAGUAUCAUCUGCCAAGCAGCUCCGACUUUUCGAGGCGAUGGCUUUUGCUGACACACCCUCAACAUGCGACGCAGUGGAACCCUGCAGUCACUUUGGUAAUGUCUCAUACUUGCUGUCAGAGGAGUAUGAGUCCUGGAUGCGCAGCACCGUUGAGAGAGCGCCCAGAAUAGACUCGUCGGAGCUUCGAGCCCGUCCUGGUGUAAAGCCGAAGACUCUGCCGAGGAUGCUGCACGUCGUUCCAUUUCAGCGGGAACUGUUCAAUGGAAUUGCAGAAGCAUCUGGACUGAUGCCCAGGAACACCAAGGGCUCCAUUCCUGCAGAUUUGCGUUCAGAGCACUAUGGUGCAAUGGCUGGCAAAUUGAUGUCUCAGGGAUUGCCAUUGCUCUUGGUGGAUAGGAGGAGCUCGCGUGGCUACUUGCAAAAGACAGAGCAGCUCAGGUUUGGGCCUGACUUUGAAGUGAUUGCUGGCUCAAAGGGCUUGUCAUGUGACGAGGUCUGCCAAAGAAGGGGGUCUACGUGCGACAAAAUGCAGCUCUACUUUCUGAACGACUGCAAUCUGUUAAGGAAACAUUUCGAAUGUGAGGCGGGAUGUGCGCACCAGGUUGGCAAAGAACUUCCUGUGUAUGUGCCAGAUGAGUUUCAACCAACAUACAGGCAGUGCUUGCUGACUUUCAUCUCACCCAUGAGUUGUGAUGCAAAGCAUGCGAGCACAUCACGCCUUUGUGCUUGCAAAAUCAUGACGACUAUCCUUCCAUCCGGUGAUCCAAAUACUGGGAUCGCUGGGACCGCUGGGAUUGCCAUCUCGGACAACUCCGGGCAAAGAGUGACUCGACCAGAUCCACAUUUACAAAAAGGUGCAAGGAAACGGUAG
Molecule: messenger RNA, 2410 nt
Organism: Cladocopium goreaui
Lineage: Eukaryota; Dinophyceae; Suessiales; Symbiodiniaceae
Source: the annotation of a GenBank genome assembly